AGGCGCGUGCAGUCCGUCUCGAGUGAAAGCGCAGAUGUAACGGACCUAAUCCAUUGUCUCUCUACAUUUGAUUUUUUAAAUUUCCUUACUCGCCUGAGUGGUUUAUCAUGGCAAUAAUACUAAACUGGAGCGAGAGCAAAAUGUUUUACACCAGAAGGAGGAGGAUCAAUAAAGAGGCAUAGGAAAAUGCGCAUCUAGCCCAUAUCUCAAGAUGCAUUUCCGUGGUCUCCAAUCCCCGUCUGCCUUCUGUUUAUUGAUCCUUGUCAUCACUGGUAUCAGCAAUGGUUUUGAAUGCAGUCCGGGUUGCGAUCCAAACAAUGGGUUCUGUGAAAAGCCAGGAGAAUGUAGAUGCAGACCAGGUUGGCAGGGUGCCACGUGCAACCAGUGCGUACCCUUUCCCGGCUGCCGCCACGGGUCGUGUGAGAAAGCUUGGCAGUGCGUCUGCGAGGAGGGUUGGGUGGGGAGUCAAUGUGACGUAGAUAUACACCCAUGCUCAUCCAAGCCUUGCUACAAUAAUUCUACAUGCACUGAGACCGGCGAGGGGGGUUACUUUUGCGUGUGUGCACGCGGUUAUACUGGGGACAAUUGCCACCUGAGGACAGGACCAUGUUUGACCAAUGGCUCUCCGUGCCAGAACGAGGGCACCUGCACCGACGACAACGGGCUGGCGGCCCACCCCUCCUGCCUCUGCCCCCCCGGGUUUUCCGGCGACUUCUGCGAGAUCGACGUGGACGACUGUGAACCCGGCCCCUGCGCCAACGGGGGCAGCUGCCUGGACCACGGGCCCUCCUACACCUGCCUGUGUCCUCCGGGGUUCACCGGCCCCACCUGUAACACCACCCUGCCGCCCUGCGCCGGCUACCCCUGCGCCAACGGCGGCACCUGCCUGAGCCGGGGCGACGGCACCGCGCACUGCCUCUGUCCGCCGGGCUUCACGGGGCCCGCCUGCGCCCGGCACCGGGCCAAACCCGCCCGGCCGGCGGGCAGGGAGGACGGUCACCACCCGCCCCGCUACAGCCUGCCGUCCCAUAUGUUCCACAAGUUAGCGCACCCCCCCGAGCGCAAGAUGCUGAAGAUCACCAUGAAGGAGGCGGCGCACGCCCCCGGCCCCCUGGUCACCCGCAGCCAGGUCAUCUGCUUCGCCGUCCUGGGCCUGCUCACCUGCCUGGUGGUCCUGGGCACCACGGGAAUCAUCUUCUUCAACCGCUGCGAGACGUGGAUGGCCAACGCCAAGUACACCCAGCUCGUCCGGCAGCAGAGGGACUACCUGUUGAGCAGCAGCAAUGGAGAGGAGCACUCGGUCAACAUCAUCCUACCUGAGAAAAUCAAGCUAACCAGCUAUGGAAACCACUACACGUCAAUCUAAAGGGCAAUGUCAGUCGCUUCACGGCCUCUAGGCAGUGUUGUAAUGGAAACACAAAGGCCCGCGGUUUGGAAAUGAUACGCUGUGAUCUGCGAUGGUGUGAUCUGAGUGGUUUAGCUAUAACCUCAAUAAUGCUUUUUGAUAAUGUCAUUGAAAUAGUGUGGGGAUUUAUGCUGUACACACUAAGAAUGAGCCCAAUAUCCCACAGGUUGUUUAGAUUGACCCUAUUUUUAUAUUUUUCUUUUACUUUGUGCCCAUUUGAUCCUACAUUGAGGUCACAACAAUAAAUAAUGCAUUUUCUUGCUGGUCAUGGUUACAGGUCUGAGAAUCCACUUUUCUUAUCCACUCUUGGCUCUGAGAGCAUACAAAAUAUUUCCUGCUUGUAAUGCUUUGUAAACUUUUGAAAGGGGACGGAUUGUUUCCUUUUAUAUAAUGCUUUAUUUUUCUCAGUGAAUAGACCCUAUUGUGAGGUAACUUCAUGACUGUACAAUAUGAAUGUAUUGAAUGUGAAAUGAAAUAUUUAUCCUCGAUGCCACAAGGUUCAGAUAUACUCACUAAUACAUUUAUUUUGUAUUAUGACAUUCAUUUCCAGGAAUCCACAUCUGCAGUACUCAAAUCCUCGAAAGCAGGGGUGUCAAACUGAAGUCCCAGGGGGCAGCAGUGUCUGCAGGUUUUUGUGGUUUCCUCACAAACAGCUGCCAAUUAAGGCCAAUUAAGGCCUUGAGAACAAGGCAUGUGGAUACUUUAACCAAUCAAUGACUUCAAUGAACCCAGAACACCCCAAAAACCAGCAGACACUACGGCCCUCCAGGACUGGAGUUUGACACCAGUGCUCUAAAGAAUAGGCCAGCAGUGUCUUUAUGCUGGAGACAAGUGCAGAGUGAUAAAAUAUGGUACAGUUGGUAAAUAAAUCUAUAAAUCAUUCAUGCAUAUUUCUACCCUGCAGGCCUAGAAAAAUAAUGACACAUGUCACUGUAUGUUUCUUCCAGUCUCUUUACUCUGCAGGCCUAGAAAAAUAAUGACACAUGUCACUGUAUGUUUUUUCCAGCCUUAGUAUAAUUUUGUAAUAUAAUUUUCCAUUUAAUAACUGAUCUUAUGACUUUCUGAGUGUCCUGACUGUUUUCUUGAACCACUAUAUUGCAUUUUUAGUUGUUGCUAAUUUGUAUUGUGUUUACAUUUAAAGUAGUCAAAUUCAGUACAAAUUUCAGUGCAAAGUUUAAAUAAAAUUAUUUCCACUCACGAAUAGUGGUAUUUCAAGAGUAGCCUGUGAAAUAUGAACAUUAGAGAUUAUAAAGAAAAAGAUUAACAUAUUGUGCUGUAUAUAUAUACGUAUAUUGAAGAUUGAAGAUUUUUAAAAAUGUACUUUAUUGAUGAAUGUAUGUCCUAUGUGUGUUAAUAUGAUGGAACUGUGUAUGACUGAUUAAAACCCUCUCAUGGUUACUGUA
Molecule: messenger RNA, 2808 nt
Organism: Conger conger (European conger)
Lineage: Eukaryota; Metazoa; Chordata; Actinopteri; Anguilliformes; Congridae
Product: protein delta homolog 1
Exons: 6
Coding region: 212-1366 (384 amino acids)
Molecular function (GO): calcium ion binding; Notch binding
Source: RefSeq, a predicted model, not a curated record